Molecule: messenger RNA, 873 nt
Organism: Suillus subalutaceus
Lineage: Eukaryota; Fungi; Basidiomycota; Agaricomycetes; Boletales; Suillaceae
Exons: 4
Coding region: 1-774 (257 amino acids)
Source: RefSeq, a predicted model, not a curated record
AUGUACAAUAGAGAUCAAGACACCAUCAUUAUUUCAGCUCGCUCGUACGAUAAGGGCUGGGACUUCUUAAAAGCCCUAAUGGAAGGUGAUCCCUACGCACCUUACGGAAGAAUUGAAAGUCAGCCACUAGACCUUCCUGACGACUGGAAGCUGCCAUCCCAGCCCUUCGCUCGGUUUUGUUCCACUCAACUUUACUUAAUCACUCUCGGAAAGCCUGAUCUCGAGGAAUUGUGGCGGGAUGUGAGCCAAUGGAACGGCGUGAAUAAGCGUGUCAUAUGUUCAGGUCCUGAUUUAUUCAUUGCGAGUUCAUUGUUAAUCCCCAUUCUGUCUAGCAAGACUAACACCUCCACUUUUUACGUAGAUGUUCCUCAUCGCCCUCGUGGAGAAAACUACGAAGCCCUGAUGAAUCUCUCGGCAUCUUUCCUCCUUGUUUAUGUGCUGUGCCAAUGGUUAUCCCCGCAUGUACGGCUAUUGUAUGGCAUUUCGACAGUCUGCGAUAUUCCGGAACCCGGGCAAGAUGGAGGUCUUGAUUUGUCUCGCUCUCUCUCGCACGGCAGAGUUUUCACUCGCUUUAUCUUUGGGAUUUCUGGCGAAGGGUGGUUUUAUAUUGUUUACAGGGGUGGACUACUGGAUGUCUUUUGCGGAGGCUUGUACAUUCGGCCUUCUUUUGGACGCUGUCUUGAAGAGGAAUGUGCAGACAGUGAUCUGGCGCGGUGUAUUGGCUUUCUUUCUGUUGUUUGGCGUCGCCUUGGGUUACUUACAAACAAAUUGUGAAAGCCAUUAGUCUAUCUUUUGGUGGCGCCGCAAGUGUAUAUUUCCAUUUUCCCCAUGUAACUGUCGCAUCACUAUAUGUGUAUCCUUUUUGCGUGCAUU